Molecule: messenger RNA, 2653 nt
Organism: Drosophila bipectinata
Lineage: Eukaryota; Metazoa; Arthropoda; Insecta; Diptera; Drosophilidae
Gene: sip1
Product: septin interacting protein 1
Biological process (GO): spliceosomal complex disassembly
Cellular component (GO): U2-type post-mRNA release spliceosomal complex
Molecular function (GO): nucleic acid binding
Source: RefSeq, a predicted model, not a curated record
CUGCACACAAGUCCAUCUCUAAUACCAAUAGGUUUUGUUUACUAGAUUUUCUUAGUUAUUAGCGGCAAUUUAUUAUAACUCGUAAACCAUGUCGGAUAACGAGUAUGAACGCUUUGAAGUCACGGACUAUGACUUGGACAAUGAGUUUAAUAUUAACAGGCCGCGUGGUCGCAACACCAAGGAGCAGAUGAUCUACGGUAUUUGGGCAGAUGAGAGCGAUGAGGAGAGCGGUGGAGAGGGCAGGAAGCGGAGGGGGCGGUCCACCCGCCAACCCAAGGACUACACCAUGCCCGUGAACUUUGUGGCCGGCGGCAUACAGCAGGCGGGUAAGAAAAACAAAAAGGGGAUUAAGGGAGAGGAUCAGAAGGACGCAAUUAAGGAGGGGGAGGAUGCAGAGGAGCAAGAAAACAGCGAUGAUUCGGGCGGAAACUCUAGACCCGCUUUCGGACGUCGGGGCGAUUCCGACAGUUCAGACAGCUCCGAGGACGAGGAGCGGCCUUCUCUUGGCAAAGCACCAGAGAAAUCCACCUUUCAACAUCGCGACCGAAACGUGGGCGCCUGGGAGCAGCACACGCGCGGCAUUGGCGCCAAGCUGCUCCUUCAGAUGGGCUAUGAGCCCGGCAAGGGUCUGGGAAAGGACCUGCAGGGCAUUUCCCAGCCCGUUCAGGCUCACGUGCGGAAAGGUAGGGGUGCCAUCGGGGCCUAUGGACCAGAAACAGCAGCCAGCAUAGGAGGAAAAAGCGCCAGAGCCAUCAAGGUGGAUGAGGAUGUGCGAGAGGCCAAGGAGUUCAAGGAACAAAUGAACAAGUGGCGCAAGGGAGGCGCUGCCACCGAUACACAGGAGCGCCAAGGCAAACGUUACUAUUACAAGUCCGUGGAAGAGGUGAUCGCCAAAGGCAACAAGUCCAGCCACUUGCUUUCGGAAAAGCUCAGCAAGAAACUGGGCAACGUUCCGGUGAUAGACAUGACGGGGCCAGAGAAGCGAGUUCUCAGUGGCUACCAUGCGCUGGGCCAGGCCAAAAUCACUCCGGAGGAGACACUCUUCGACGCCGAGCCAUCAGACAAGGGAGCCGGCCCUGCCCCAGCUUCUGUGUUCUCGAUGCCCGAGCUGACUCACAACUUGCAGCUGUUGGUGAGCCAAUCCGAGCAGGAAAUCAUUGCCAUUGACAAGCAAGAAAGGGACUGCUCCAAUCAGCAAGUAGCCUUGGAGGCCGAGCACCGCAGACUGGAGGAAAUCGUGCAGCUGGAGCAUAACCAUAUACGCACCCUCGAAGAGGUUCUGGACCGCGUGGAACGGCUAAGCGAGGACCCGGAAAUCGGUUUGCCGCAAGCGGAGCGACUGUUUCGGGAACUGCUCGAGCAGUAUGCAGCUGAGUUCCAGGAGUUCGGCCUGGCGGAUCUGGCAGCCGGAGUAAUCGCCCCACUCUUGAAGAUAGAACUAUCCGAGUGGCGGCCACUGGAGCACCCCACAGAGCCCAUACACAUGGUGAAGAAGUGGCGAGCAAUGCUGCAGACGGGCGACCCCGCGCAACAGGAGCAGCGAAAUGUGUUCGAUCCUUACUCUUCGCUGAUCUGGGCAGGGGUUAUGCCCUCGUUUCGGGCCUGCGCCGAGGCUUGGCAACCGAAGGAGCACUCGUCCAUGGCAGCUCUUCUCGAUGCUUGGGCUCCUUUGCUGCCCACUUGGGUUCUCGACUCUGUUCUGGAGACGCUCGUGCUGCCCAGAUUGGUCGCCGGGGUUCAGAGCUGGGAUCCCCUUACAGAUACUGUUCCGAUUGACAGCUGGGUACUGCCUUGGUCCUCCAUUCUGGGCAAUAAGCUGGAGGAAGCAGUAUAUCCGCAGAUCCGUAGCAAGCUCGGCGAGGCUUUGCGCGCCUGGUCGCCGCAGGAUCGUUCGGCGAGAGCCAUGCUGACGCCGUGGCAACAAGCUUUUCCCCCCGAGGAGAUGCAGGACUUCCUUCAGCGUCACAUUGUUCCCAAACUGCAGGUAGUCCUUAGCGAAUUCGUCAUCAGCCCACUACACCAGGAUCUGGAGCUGUGGAAUCAAGUGUGGGAGUGGCACGAGCUCAUCGAUCCCAUGUACAUGGCCCUGCUACUGGACAAGCAUUUCUUCCCGCGCUGGAUGCAGAUGUUGGUGAUGUGGCUGAACCAGUCGCCCGACUAUGCGGAUAUAUCUCGCUGGUACAUCAACUGGAAGAACAUGUUCAGUGAGGCUGUUCUCCGAGAGCCGAGUGUAAAGGAGCACCUGCGGCGAGCUCUAGACAUGAUGCACCGCGCAAGCGAUGCCCUACUGCAGCCCACGUCUGCUCCUCCGCCUCCAGUGCCCCCAGGACCCGUUCCUGUGGGAAUGAUACCGCCCGUGAUGAUGAUGGAUCUGAUGCACCAACCCGCCCAACUAGAGUUCAAGGAGCUAGUAUCGCAGCGCUGUGCCGAGCUAGGCAUUAUCUUUGCUCCACUGCCCGGGAGAAGAGAAAUGGGAAAACAGAUCUACCGGGUCGGCAAGCUCUUUUGCUACAUCGACAGAAACGUUUGUAUGCUGAGCGACGGAAGCUUCACCAACUGGCAACCCGUGGGUCUCAAUCAACUGUUAGAACGCUCCCAAACCGGAAUCCUUUAAAUGACAACCGGAAAUUAGUCUAAGAUAGAUAACAAUUAA